AUGCUCCUUAUAGGGCUGACAGGGUCCAUCGCGACGGGAAAGUCGACCGUUUCGAGCCUGCUGUCCGCGCCUCCCUAUUCGCUACCCAUCAUCGACGCCGAUCUGCUGGCCCGUAAGGUCGUCGAACCCGGCACCUCAGGCUACAAUGCCAUCGUGAAGCACUUUGGCGAAGGCAUCCUCGUCCCCGCCGGCGGUGACGCCCAGAUGCCCGAGCGCGGGACCGACGGCAAGGGCCGGCCCUUGGACCGCCCGGCGCUGGGCCGGCGCGUCUUUGGCGACGCCGAGGAGGCGCGCAAGAACCGCGCCGUGCUCAACGGCAUCGUGCACCCGGCCGUGCGGCGCGAGAUGUACCGCCAGCUGGCGCUCUGCUACCUGCGGGGCCACUGGGCCGUCGUGCUCGACGUGCCCCUGCUGUUCGAGAGCGCCAUCGACACCAUCUGCGGCGCCGUCGUCGUGGUCGCCGUGCGCGACCCGGCGGUGCAGAUGCGGCGGCUGCGCGAGCGCGACCCGCACCUCAGCGCCGGGGACGCGGAGAACAGGGUGCGCAGCCAGGGCGACGUGCGGGACAAGGCGCGGCGGUGCGAGGCCCGCGGCGCGGGCAAGGGGUACGUCGUGUGGAACGACGCGAGCCGCGAGGAGCUGGCGGUCGAGCUGGCCAGGGUCAUGGAGCAGGUGCGGGCGCGCAGCCCGUCGUGGUGGAGCUGGGCGAUGCUGCUGUGCCCGCCGCUCGGGCUCGCGGUCGGGGCGUGGACGUACUGGCAGAACCUGGGGGUCAACAAGCGGUGGAAGAGGCAGGAGGACGAGGCCAAGGCCAAGCUGUGA
Thyridium curvatum is the source of this 822-nucleotide messenger RNA. RefSeq lists its product as uncharacterized. Gene Ontology annotation, biological process: coenzyme A biosynthetic process. Gene Ontology annotation, molecular function: dephospho-CoA kinase activity; ATP binding. The coding region runs from base 1 to 822 and encodes 273 amino acids. The transcript has a single exon. The record is from RefSeq and is a predicted model, not a curated record. NCBI's taxonomy places the organism in Eukaryota, Fungi, Ascomycota, Sordariomycetes, Thyridiales, Thyridiaceae.